Messenger RNA from Tetrahymena thermophila SB210, 1582 nucleotides. Its product is annotated as transmembrane protein, putative. The transcript has 3 exons. NCBI's taxonomy places the organism in Eukaryota, Ciliophora, Oligohymenophorea, Hymenostomatida, Tetrahymenidae. The record is from RefSeq and is a predicted model, not a curated record.
AGAAAACCUAAUGUAUACAGUGAAAUAAUUACCAUCUACAAUUUCUAACAAAUAAAAUAAUGACAGUCAUUUUCAAGUGAAGCGCCAUUUCUUUAUCACAUAAAUAUAGAAUUUAUUUAUGUAUAUACUUAUUACAGUUAUGAUGCAAUUUUCGAAUCAUUUAGCUGUAUAUUUGGUUUAUUGCUGCCCUAUGUAUUUCUUCAUAAUCUACAUUUAAUGGAUCGCUUUUUGGAAACCUAAAUCUGAUCGAACUAAAUUCUUUCAUAUAUUUAACGGAAUUAUGUUUGUAAUUUGCCUACCCAUUUUUUUUGGUGUAUUCUUUGCAGUUUUUCAUCCAACAGCGUCUUUAAAUUUCAAAUAAGCUUAAAAUUGUUAGAUGACUGGAUAGCUUAGUAAUUGGAUAGAGUCUACUGAGAAAUACUCAAUUCUUUAUAUCAACUUUGAAUACGAAGGGGAAAAAUACCUAGGAUAAGCUUGUGCUUCUAAUUUCUUCUAAGCUAAAACAACUAGUCCUAUCCUUCCUUAUAAAUUUUAUUAUAAAAAUGAUUUAGUUGCAUGUGGUCCUACAGAUGGAAAUUAAACAUCUCCACAAAAUAUUCAUAGAUUAUUACCCUAAAAUGAUAAGAGUCAAAUUCAAAUAAAUAGUUAUCAAAGACUUCUAAAAUCAGGUAGUCGUAGCAGUAGUCGUAGUCGCAGUAAUAGCCGUAGUCGUAGUAGCAGUAGCAGUAGCAGUAGUAGCUCUAGCUCUAGUUCUAGUUCAUCUGGUUCUUGUUUCAGAAGUUACAUAUGGAGUAAUGUUAAAAUAGCUAGCUGGCUGUGCCAGGAUAGUGACUUCUACGUAGAAGAUUAUAUGUAUCCUCAGGAUUGCUAUGUUAACUUUUUUAGUGGGAAUGAAGCAUUUGUGAACGGUUUAUUAAGAUCUCCAAUGAAAGACAUAUAUAACUUUCCUUUGGUAGCGUAUUAGCCUAACGCAUACUUUCCUGAAAUCGAAUUAGUAUGCUUGAUAUUAUUUAGCUAUUAUAAUUGGGUAUUAUCAUUUAAUUCAAUAUUUUUGUACACCACAAAUUAUAUUCUCUAAAAGAUGAAAAAGCUUAGAAAGUAAAUGGUUGCUCUAGAACUAAUACCAAGGUUUAAUAAAAACCGAAUAUUAAAGGAGUAAUCUAACUAAGAUUUACUAAAAUUAAAGCAAAAUAUAAAUUAAAUAGAUUAACCAUAAAUAAAUGCUGUUAUCAAUAACUAGAUUAAUACUAUACAUUAGCUUUAAUAAGUAGAAUUUCAAAUACUACCUCCAAACCAAGAUUAAAAAUAAAUAAAUUCUUCACCAUAAUAAUUGAAUUAAGUUCAAGAUUAUAUAAAGAGUAGAGCAACUUAGUAAAAUAAUAUAUAAAGUGAAGAUAAUAUUUAUAUAAAACAAAUUGAAAUUUAAAAUUUGAAGGCAAACAAUGAAAUACCAGCUCAUACAAUAGCUGGAGUAUAAUUUUAACUAAAUCUGGAAAUUGAAUAUAAUAUUAUUAAACAUGAUUUUGCUGAUAAUUAAAUUUAAAAAUCUACAUUUUGACAAUACUGUCUAUUACAUUCUUUG